AUGGAGCAGGGAGGUGGCGUGGAUGGUGCUGACACCGGCGGGGCUGGUGGCACCGCCCCCGCUGAAGCAGAGGCCAGCACAGCACCUGCAGCCCCCCAGCCCCAAGGGGGGACGGUGCCGGCUGAUGCCGUGACACAGGAUGAGCCUGGGCAGGAGAAGGCUGCAGGAGUGGCUGGAGGAGGGAAGACAGAGCUGGAGACAGCUCUGACUGCUCCAGAGCUCCAGGAUGGAUGGGAAAUUGUUCCAGGAGAGGAGGCUUUGGCUGUGCAGCAUGAUGGAGGACAGGCAGCAUCCAUCGGGGAGAAGGUGCCAGCUGCCAGCAAGGCCCAGGGUGUAGGGAAGGAUGGGAAAGAUAAACCUGAGAAGAAGAAAGCUCCGGCUGCAGGAGAGCUCAAAGGAGGAAAGGCUUCAGCUGCUGUAAAAGCUGAGGAUGGAGGGAAGGAUGAGCCCAGGGAGGAGAAGCCUCCAGGCCUGGCUGUAAUUGAGGCUCAGGAUGGAGGAAAGGAUGAACCCAAGAAGGAGCAAGCCCCUGGUGAGUCGGGGGCUGAGAGUGGUGGGAAAGCAGAGCUCAUGGAGGAGAAGACUCCAGCCACAGCAAACUCUGAAGGAGGGAAGGCAAAACCUAUGGAGGAAACAGCCUUGGCUGCAGCUCAGACUCAGGAUGGAGGCAACGGAGAGCCUGCAAAGGAGGAAACCACAAUGGUUGCAGAAGAGAAAGUCCCAACCACUGCUAAAGCUCUGGAUGAAGGGAAGCAAACUGCAAAGGCAGAGCAAGCCCCAGCUGAUACCAAACCUGCAAAGGAGAAAACCACGGCUGCUGCAAAGGAGAAAACCAYGGCURCUGCAAAGGAGAAAACCACGGCUGCURCAAAGGAGAAAACCACGGCUGCUGCAAAGGAGAAGGCUCCAGCAGUGGCAAAGGAGAAGACUCCGGCUGCUCCAAAGGCUCCAAGUGGGGACAAUAAAGUGGUAAAGGCAGAAAAAGCUCCAGCAGUUAAAAAGGCUACAGAUGGAGGCAAAGAAGAGCCUAUGAAGGAGAAGGCCCCAGCUCCUGUGAAGGAGAAGGCCCCAGCUCCAGUGAAGGAGAAGGCCCCAGCUCCAGUGAAGGAGAAAGCCAUAACUCCUGAGAAGGAAAAAGCCCUAGAUCCUACCAAGGCUCAGGAUGGAGAGAAGGCAGCAGCAAAGGCAGAGAAAACCCCAGCUGCAAAAAUGGCUCCAGGUGGAGGCAAAAAAGAGCCUGCAAAGGAGAAAGCCCCAGCAGCUGCAAAGGUGCAGGAUGGGGAGAAGAAAACUGCAAAGGUGGAAAAAUCCACAGUAGCAUCAAAGGCUGGGGAUGGAGGGAAAGAUCCUGCAAAGGAGAAGAUCCCGGUGGCUGCGAAGGCUCAGGAUGGAGGGAAGAAAGCUGCAGAGGUGGAGCCUCCUACACCUGGAGCAGAGGCUGGGGAUGGGGCUGCAGAGCCCACGGAGGCAGCGGCCAUGGCUGCUGUGAAGGCUCAGGGUGAAGGGGAGGACAUGUCCAAGGASACAGAGGGACAGCCACCAUCGGUGCCCGAGGCCCCGCGCCCGGUGCUGCUGCAGAGCCUGAGCUGCCCGGCUGCCUGCCACAGGGGGGAGCAGCCCUGGGCAGAGGUGCCAGAGAUGGAGACAAUAGAAGAGGAGACCACGAUGGUGGAGCCAAAAGAGGGUCCGACAGAGCCUGGCCCUGGCCCACCAGCCCUGGAGGACCUGCAGCCCUCGGAGCCCCCCRGCACCCCACAGGAGAGGACAUUGCCGAGUGCCACAGGGCAGCYCCCAGAUCCUGCUGGGGUUGCAGAACAGCCUGGACCUGGGGAGCAACCAWCCUUGACGGAGGCAAAGCCACCUCCCAGCCCCUACCUCACCUCUGAUUUUGGGAAGGAAGAUCCUUUUGAGAUAUUGGAUGAUGUCCCUCCGCCRCCAGCGCCCUUCGCACACCGCACUGUCACCCUGCGCUCCGCCAGUGUCAGCUCCCAGUUCAGCCUCAACUCCAAGGAUAUCCUGGGGGGGGGCAAGUUUGGUGAAGUUCACACRUGCACAGAGAAGGAGACAGGGCUCAAGCUGGCAGCCAAAGUGAUCCGGAAGCAGGGAGCCAAGGACAAGGAGAUGGUGCUGCUGGAGAUCGAUGUGAUGAACCAGCUGAACCACCACAACCUCAUCCAGCUCUAUGAUGCCAUCGAAACGCCCCGGGAGAUCAUCCUCUUCAUGGAAUUUGUGGAGGGUGGUGAGCUCUUCGAGCGGAUCAUYGACGAUGACUACCACCUGACGGAGGUGGACUGCAUGGUGUUUGUCCGGCAGAUCUGCGAGGGCAUCCGCUUCAUGCACCACAUGUGCGUCCUCCACCUCGACCUCAAGCCUGAGAAUAUCCUCUGUGUUUCUGCCACYGGGCACAUGGUGAAGAUCAUCGACUUUGGGCUGGCUCGAAGGUACAAUCCUGACGAGAAGCUGAAGGUGAAUUUUGGCACUCCUGAAUUCCUCUCCCCUGAGGUGGUCAACUAUGAGCAGGUCUCCUACUCCACGGACAUGUGGAGCAUGGGCGUCAUCACCUACAUGCUGCUCAGCGGUCUCUCCCCCUUUUUGGGUGAUGAUGACACCGAGACACUCAACAAUGUCCUGGCUGCCAACUGGUACUUCGAUGAGGAGACCUUUGAGAGUGUCUCUGAYGAGGCCAAGGACUUCGUGUCAAACCUCAUCAUCAAGGAUAAGAGUGCCCGGAUGAGUGCUGACCAGUGCCUGCAGCAUCCCUGGCUCAAUAAUCUGGCAGAAAAGGCCAAACGCUCCAACCGGCGGCUCAAGUCCCAAGUGCUGCUCAAGAAAUACGUCAUGCGGCGGCGCUGGAAGAAAAACUUCAUUGGGGUGUGCGCUGCCAACCGCUUCAGRAAGAUCACCAGCUCGGGGUCCCUGACAGCGCUGGGCAUCUGAGCUGGGCUCCCAGGGGAGCCGAGGCCAGAAAGGAACCACUUGAGAGGGACCCCCACCAGUCUGGAGCAGCUCUGCUGAGCUCGUCCCACCCCGGGCGGCAUCACUGCGCUCAGGACCGCAUCACUGCUGGGGCUGCUCUGAGCUCCAGCCCUCCUCACUCCCACCGAGCCCCGCAGACUGUGAGGCUGCUCCGCUCUGGAGGUUUCUGAUCUCACCUCUGGUCCUGGCCUGGCUGCGUGAUGCCCGACCUGCAGCGUCUCUGCUCUGCUCACGCUUCCUUCCCGCACCCUCGGAGGAGGAAGGCCAUUCCGGUGUGAUCCCGCUGCCUCGGCCACCCGGUGCUUGCUGCUUUUGGACUCAAAAUGUGCCCUCUMUGCCUGUAAAUGCCGCAGCCCUGCCCUGCCUUCACUGCCGCUGCUCCCUGCACUGCCUGACCUCCCUUCCCAGCUCUGUGUCUCGGCGAUGAUGCUGGAGGGCACCGUGGACCCUCAGACCCUCACSCUGGUGCCUUGGCACCGGAGCCGGGGCUGAAGCACCUCCUCCUGGCCAGCUGGGCAUGUGGGAGCGGAGCUGGCCCCGAGCUGCUGCUCGCACAGGAAGGGAGGAAGCAGCAAGCACGCUUCCAGCGGCGUCCCCAGCUGGGAGCCAACGARGAAAGAAGGAGGCUUUGUGUUCCUCCUGCCCUCCCUGCCCUUGGGUUCUGCCAGCGGGGGAAAAACACAACCUCUGCCUCACCCGUCCCCGGCAGAUCGCGAUGAGCGAGGCGGGCUAAUGCAGAGCAGCUGGCCCGCGCUCCCCGCUCCGGCCGGCACGGCUCACCCGACCACCAACACACCGGAUCCGCUCCGCCGCUGCGGCCGCCAGCUCCCCCGCCCCCGGGGCUCCGCGGGACCUGCUGGGAUGAGGAGAGGGGUGCUGCUCCAGCUCCCGCGCCUUGUCCUGAUCCCCGGCCCCUCUGCCUGCUCCCCUCGGGCCUCCCCGGCACUGCCGGAGGAUGGGCAUCCCCUGGGAUUUGCACCAUCCAGCCUUGCCCCCUGCAGGAGAGGAUGGGCGCUGGCAAGAGUCCCCCAGCUUUGGUUUUUGCCAYGGCUGAGCCCCCCAAGCUAGGGCUGUGUAUUUGCUCGGGGGCUGCCUGUGCCCUCUGUGCCUGCUGGAAAAACAGUGGAGAGAGACACAGAGAGACCCUGCCCCUCACCCUCACUGGCUGCAGCAGGGGAAAGGGCUUCAGGCUUGU
Molecule: messenger RNA, 4171 nt
Organism: Malurus melanocephalus (red-backed fairy wren)
Lineage: Eukaryota; Metazoa; Chordata; Aves; Passeriformes; Maluridae
Gene: MYLK2
Product: myosin light chain kinase 2
Exons: 12
Coding region: 1-2937 (978 amino acids)
Biological process (GO): protein phosphorylation; intracellular signal transduction; positive regulation of apoptotic process
Cellular component (GO): cytoplasm; nucleus
Molecular function (GO): myosin light chain kinase activity; ATP binding
Source: RefSeq, a predicted model, not a curated record